Molecule: messenger RNA, 417 nt
Organism: Lactuca saligna
Lineage: Eukaryota; Viridiplantae; Streptophyta; Magnoliopsida; Asterales; Asteraceae
Source: the annotation of a GenBank genome assembly
AUGAUGAAAAGUGGGUUGCCCUUAUUAUAUUGGUUGGCCUCAAAUCUCAAGGAUAAAGAGCCUCCAUUCCUUUCCACACCCACCACAAUUCCCUUCUCACUUCACAUGGAGGCCAGAAGUCAAAAGAUCGAAUGCACAAUGUGUGCCGCCUGUGACAACCCAUGCGACCAACAACCACCACCAUCACCGCCGCCGCCGCAACCAGUCUACCCUCCACCGCCUCCACCUCCCACCUCUACCGGCGGCGGCUACUACUACUCUCCACCACCUCCCACAUCCGGAACAGGUGGUGGUUACUACUAUUCUCCCCCACCACCAUCUCGGGGAGUUUACUACUACUACCCACCACCGGCGUCGUACAAGAACUACCCCACUUCAACACCACCGAACCCAAUUAUGAAUUACUACCCUUUAUAG